AUGUUAGCUGGUGGUAUUUGGUGCUUAUAUGAUUCAUCCGAAUUUUGCCCAUAUCAUUCUGCAAUUUGGACAUCAGCAGUAUUUGUUAUAACUGCUUUAAUUGGUAUUGUAACGGCAAAACGUUGUACCGUAAAUUUCUUUGUUACAUAUUUGGUACUCUCAUUAAUAUGCUUAAUGCUAUGUGUUAUUAGUGGUGCGAUCUCUGCUAGGAAUUUAUUAUUAAUCGGUACUUAUCGACAUCCAAAAAUUGAUCGUAAUCAAGCAUUUUGCUUGAUUGGUGAAUAUGAUACUUCACGAAUGCGAUAUAUUUUAGCAGAGAUGAGUCGUUAUGAUUUCAAACAAUGUUUACUUCAACUUAAAAUAGGUAUUGGUAUCAAUAGUAUACAAUUUAUCGUUGCUAUUAUUGAAGCCAUUCUUUAUCUACUUUCGUCAAUUCUAUGCUGUAAGCAAGUAUGUACAAAAUGUUAUGGUACUUAG
This is a messenger RNA of Cercopithifilaria johnstoni, 477 nucleotides long. The record is from the annotation of a GenBank genome assembly. NCBI's taxonomy places the organism in Eukaryota, Metazoa, Nematoda, Chromadorea, Rhabditida, Onchocercidae.